Messenger RNA from Cotesia congregata, 594 nucleotides. Lineage: Eukaryota; Metazoa; Arthropoda; Insecta; Hymenoptera; Braconidae. The record is from the annotation of a GenBank genome assembly.
AUGUUGUUAAAUAUUUGUUUUGAUCCCACUAUAUUCACCAAUGAAACACCAGAGAGCGCUCACUCCGACAGUAGUGUGGCGGCACGAUUAGCUCGGUCACGCCACAGCGACGGGAGUUGCAACCAAACGUGCCUCGACGGCACCCACGGCCAGCAGAGAAACUACCUCAGCAACAGCAGCGCCAAGACCAGUGGUGGUCAAAAAAGGACGAUUAAGACGGCAUACAUUGCAAAAAAUGACGAGUCUCAUCCAGUCACCGACGAAGCAUCAACUCCCGCACCGACGCAAUCGCAGUCGCAAUCGCAGUCGCAGUCGCAGCCGCAAUCGCAGUCGCAAUCACAUCACUGGGGUUCAACCAUGGGCAGACCACAAAAGACUUACCAACGAAGAGUCACCUUCAAACUUCCCGCGGAAACUCACUCGGGGGGAGUGGUUGUGGCGGCACGAUUAGCUCGGUCACGCCACAGCGACGGGAGUUGCAACCAAACGUGCCUCGACGGCACCCACGGCCAGCAGAGAAACUACCUCAGCAACAGCAGCGCCAAGACUAGUGGUGGUCAAAAAAGGAGUUACAAGCUCGCGCUACAGCGGUAG